Molecule: messenger RNA, 3762 nt
Organism: Tyto alba (common barn owl)
Lineage: Eukaryota; Metazoa; Chordata; Aves; Strigiformes; Tytonidae
Gene: NHERF2
Product: SLC9A3 regulator 2
Exons: 7
Coding region: 76-1140 (354 amino acids)
Biological process (GO): protein localization to plasma membrane
Cellular component (GO): apical plasma membrane
Molecular function (GO): signaling receptor binding; protein-membrane adaptor activity
Source: RefSeq, a predicted model, not a curated record
GCCCCGGGCCGCCCAUAAAAGGGGCCCCGCGCCCGCCCGCCCGCCCCUCUCUCCGCUCCGCCGGCCGCCCCGGCCAUGGCCAAGGAUCAGCUGAAGCCGCGGCUGUGCCGCAUGUUGAAGGGGGAGAGCGGUUACGGCUUCCACCUGCACGGCGAGAAGGGCAAGAGCGGGCAGUUCAUCCGCAAAGUGGAGCCCGGCUCGCCGGCCGAGGCGGCGGGGCUGCGCGCCGGGGACCGCGUCGUCGAGGUGAACGGGCUCAACGUGGAGCAGGAGACGCACCAUCAGGUUGUUCAGCGCAUCAAAGCCGUGGAGACGGAGACCCGCUUGCUGGUGGUGGACAAGGAGACGGACGAGUACCUGUGCAGCCUGCGCCUGACGUGCACGGAGGAGAUGGUGCACAGCGGGAUCCUGCUGAACUCCAGCGUCUCGCCCGCCAAGCCGGUGGGCAGCGACAACGGGGAGGUCUGGAAGCCGCAGCUGGAUCUGAGCGGGGGCAGCCUCCAGCGGCACUCGCACAGCUUCUCCUCGCACGGCAGCAGGAAGGAUUUAAAUGGACAGAAGGAGCUGUGCCCACGUCUCUGCCACCUGAAGAAAGGCCCCAGUGGCUACGGCUUCAACCUGCACAGCGAGAAGUCCCGGCCGGGGCAGUUCAUCCGCUCGGUCGACCCCGACUCGCCGGCCUUCAGAGCGGGGCUGCGGCCCCAGGACCGGCUGGUGGAGGUGAACGGGAUAAACGUGGAAGGCCUGCGACACUCGGAGGUGGUAUCCCACAUUAAGUCCAGGGAGAACGAAGCCAGGCUCCUGGUGGUGGACCCCGAAACAGAUGAUUACUUCAAGAAGCUGGGAGUGACCCCCACGGAGGAGCACACCAAAGGUGUGGUACCUCAGCCCUUGACAAACGGAUCCGCACAGACUCAGCUGAAUGGAGGAUCCACAUCUUCAUCUCACAGUGACCUUCAAAGUCCUGGGAAGGAAUCAGAGGAUGGAGACGCGGAGAAGAAAGACCCGUUUGAGGAGAGCGGGCUGACCCUGAGCCCAACGGCUGCCGAGGCCAAGGAGAAGGUGCGGGCCAAGCGGGUGAAGAAGCGGGCUCCGCAGAUGGACUGGAACAAGAAGCGAGAGAUUUUCAGCAAUUUCUGAGCCUGGCUGGUGGCUGCCGUCCGCCGCUCUCCUGCCCCAGCUCGGACGUUUCUGAGGUGCCUACGCCCUGUCCUUCAGUGUCCACGUGAGAUGCUUUGUGCUCUGCUCUUCACUGGUUGCUUUUACAAGGCGUAUUUUAAAGUCCUUUUUUUUUUUUUUUUAUUUUUUAUUAUAAUUAUUAUUAUUAUUAUUAUUGUUACCCACCAGCGAUUCUCAUAAGACAAAUGUGACCAAAGCUCUUUUUUUUGCUUGCUCUUCAGCCUGGCUCUGGCUGCCAGCUGUCCCCUGUUCCUAUGAGAAAGGACUGGAAGAGUUUAACUCUUGUUUCUUACCUGCAUCAUUUAGGCUUCUAUUACUUUUUUUUUUUUUUUUUGAAGGGGGGUGGGGUGUUUGUUUUGGUUUUGCGGGUGUCCCAGACUGAGCCCCAGGGGAUGCUCUGUGUCCCUGUGCAAAUGUCUUACGGGCUCGUGCCUGCACCCCGGUGGGGGCCCGCAGGGUGGGGUGUACCUGGCACCCCCUCCCCAACACCCUGUCUGCAGUGUCAAUGGGAAAAUGAACAGCGGCUGUAAAUGGCUUUUGUUGGCUUUGCUAUUGAAAUGAAAAAGUUUGUUUUGUUUUGGGUUUUUUUUUUUUUUUUUUUUUUUUUUUUUUAAUGAAGUCCCAUAUGUUUCCAGCUAGUUUAGGAACCUCCCUCCCCACCAGUGACUUCUGCCCUGGCAGUAAAGGCCCCUUUUUCAUCCCCGGCAGCUCUGCAGAGGGGAGAGGGCAGGAUUUAAAAACAAAACCCAACCCCAACAGCCCAAAUGCCACAGGCUUCACCAUUUGCAGCCAUCGACGCGGCGCUGAGCGGCGGGGGAAGGCAGGGAGCGGGGCCAGUCCUGCCCCACGGUGCUGGGAACGGUGCUGCCACCCGGCUCCAGCAGCUUUGCAAAAAAGACAAGAACCACAAGAUGCUACAAAACCUCUUUGGACAGGCUCGAAAGCGAGCCCGACCCAGCCCGUUUCCAGGGAGGAACGCGGGGAUCCGGCUCCGGCUGCGGGCUGGGUCCGGGUCGGUCCCCACCUGGUUUGUUCCUUCUGGGCUGGUGUUUGGUGCCUCCAGCCCACGAGCACAACCGAGUCUGGGUCUCGCCGUCGGGAAGGCGUCCUCCGAAGCCGUGGGGUCUCCGUGGGGCUGGCUAUGAAGCAGGCAGCGGGGUGAUGGAGUGGGCAGUUGCUUCGGCUUUCUCUGGCCUCCUGUGAAAACACCCUGCUCUUGGUAUUAGAGCCUCAAACACGUAUCUUUAAAGCGUUACAAAUUAAGCCCCUUUAAGCUCUUUAUGACUUGCCUUGGGCUGUAAAUGAGGGAAGAUGACCAAGCUGAACACCACCGCUCUCCCGGGGGUUGCAGAGGUGUUUUACCAGCGCAGGGUCCCGGCCGUGGUGGGGCUGGCCCCCUCCUCGCACACCAGCAGCUCCCCAAGCCCGGCCGUGGUGGCCGCCUGGUAUUUCAGCUCAAAUGCCAAGGCAAGUGGGAAGGGACUGGGCACAGCAGAACAGUCGAGUACAAAACCCCUUUCCCCAGCUAAAAGCGAACGGCAGCAAUCCCUCGGACAUCGGCGACCGUUUGAAAACACACGGCUGUGAUUUUUGCCCUGCUGUACUCCAGCACUGCUGUUACAAGCCCAGGGCCUUUUGGGUUAGCGUGCUACGGAUAUUGUAACGUGUUUCCCAAGUAUUGAGCUAAAAGGUGCCUUAUUUACAACAUUUACUGCUCUCCUCGGCAGUGGGAUGGGGCUCAGCACAGCGGCAGGUUGGUGCAGGGCAGGGGGACCGCAGCAGCAGAGCCAGGACAUUUGGCUUCAGCGUGGGGAGCACGGAAGGCCUCAGGGGUGAAGGAGAUGAGUUCUCUCUUUUAUGAAAGUUACCUUGUAGGAACGUUGAUGGGCUGAACGGGUUGAAAAUAAUGGCUUUGGAGAGGAAGUGGUGGCGGUUUGGCAAUGGCAGCGGGAUGACAGCUCAGGCUGCAGAGGUUUGCCUCCCCUCCAGGACUCUGCCAUUCACAGGACACCUCUUCCCUACCCCACUUCAAAGACAAUAGCCUGCUCUUUUUGGCCUCCAAAAUAUUUGCUUCUAUCGAUGAGUAAUCUUUUGAAGGAGCCCUUCUUUUUCAUGGUGUGCACGUUGCUUCCUGUGCCUGCAUAGCCAAACCCCAGGCAGCGCCCCGGUCGCCGCAGGGCAGAGCGUCCCCCGUUACACUGAGCUAAACGUCGCACUCUCCGAUGCAUGUCAGAGAGCAAAGACCUCUUUGUAAAUACCCCAGCUCUUGUACAAGACUGGACCGCCGUAGUAGAGGGGGGAAACGAGAAAGAACAUGUAGUUUUGAAUGCAGGUCAAAAGAAAUCAGGUGUGCAAAGCUGUACUGGUAAGAUUUUAAAAUCUUAAUCUCUGCUUAAUCCAUGGAAACUGCUCCUGGUUAAAGCACUUACUGUAUUUCUGACAUCUUGUAGCUCAGUAGUAAUUAUUCAGUUCCUGUACAUUUAACUUGGAAAAAAAAAAUCAAUGAAGUAUAAGGCUGUCAGCUGCAUUGUAAAAACAUAAUGUACACUGUAAUGUCAGUAAUAAACUUCGUUUUCCCAUGUA